Molecule: messenger RNA, 11335 nt
Organism: Lingula anatina
Lineage: Eukaryota; Metazoa; Brachiopoda; Lingulata; Lingulida; Lingulidae
Source: RefSeq, a predicted model, not a curated record
CACCAUCGUCUGCUAUCAUGUUACUCCACGGCGCGUUCCCUAUAUGGCCAGGGCGGCUAAUCUUCUGGCCCGCUUUCAUGUUUACUUAGGAGGAGGGAUUUUUAUACUGUUCAAUGUGGUGAGCAAUAUUGUUGGUGCUGCAAGGCCUAUUUCUAGGAAUUAUUCCCGCGGAGCUGGCUGUCGCGUAGCGGGUCUACCCACCUGUAACGGAGAAAAACACAAUCUUUUUAUAUAUGAACUUUCUCCACACCAUCUGUGACCUGUUGGCUGCGUACGCUCCCAGUGCUGGGAAUUCGCGUUCUCCGGGGAAACGGAAAGAUGACCCAAUUCCGUCUGAAACCAAGGUAAAGUUAUCUCCACGCGGGCAACGCGCUCUCUGGAAACCCAUCAAGUAACGUGUGGUGGAAGGUGGAACGCGGAGAGGGACUGAAAGGUGAAACAGUUUGUCAGAGGGGUCACGGAGUCCAGCGCGAAACAAACGCCGAGGGCACCCGCGAAGCAAUGACCCUUAAGAUAUGUACGGCUUCUACUCAGAUGAUACUUUUGUAGACGUUUCUACGGCGUGAACGGUGCAUGCAAUUAAUCACCUGCGUGUUAUUACAGAAGACGACUUGCCAGGUGCCUUCCAGGCGCCGAAUCCGCCCAUUUCUCAUUUAUGAAACUGCAUACACAUAGGAACGCGAAUCACAGACAAAUUAUAAACUAAAAAGGGGGAGGGAGCAAACUAAAUAAAACAUUUCAAACCCCCCACAGUUUCCUUGUGAUAAAAAGAAAGCACUGAGUGACCAAUGCCUUAUUACCACCCCCAUACCCAGCUGCCGUGACCUCCAAAACAAGAAAGCACGGGGGAUAUCACGUUACAUAUAGCAGCUUCAGCGUCAGGUGCCGCGGGAAGGUGUAUUCCAAGUGUCUGGGAUUACAGGCAUAGUUUGAGUGAAAGUAACGACCGCGGUGAGAGAGAGCAAUGGAGAAGGAGAGGCAACCAAGUGCCCGAGAUGUGUUGUAAACCUGUGCACUGGAACGCUCAGGUGGACGCGCAGGCCGCCUUUUCUCACCUGGCCUAGAGAAAACAAUGGUCGGCAGGGGAACUAUUAAGUUUGCUAUCAGCACAGAUUCGGCAGCGCGCGGAAAAUUCGAGACAGACUCCAAGUGUUGAUAAUAUUGGGCUGAUUCACAGUAUUUGGCACGGUGAAAAGUGGGAAGGUGCGGGUAUAUGAGAAAGCCGUUACGCAUAAGAUUGAAAUAGUCCAGAGGAUAAAGAUGUACACUCGCUAAGCCUCACCCAUAAGCACGGAUUUGCCUAAUAUUCGCUGUUGGAUUUAAUCAUUUUUCUCCAGGAGGCUACGUUUAGGGACGAAUCGCUGUAAACUUUAGAAGUAUUGGAGGCUGCUUUCCUGUUGUUUUUCGACAUUAUUUAAGCAGUUUUUUCUUCAUUUAAACGUGUACGUGGCUGACCAAGAGCAAUUAAAUCGGUCAGUGUAUGUUAAGUCUCCCAUGAUAACACGGAAGACAGUGAGAUAUCCCGGCGCGUAGUGAGACCGUAUACAUACAAACACACAUACACACAAACAGCCGCUGGAAUUACUACGAUCGAUAUUGGGAGGCAUUUAAUAACCGUACGUACGGCUUCGUGAUGAUGAGUUCAUCGGAGGACGAGUUAGAAGACUUUGAGCCGUGCGAGGGUUUCGAGCCGUCAGCGUGGAAGCCACACAUCUGCAGAAACUGCUUUUUAACAAAAGAAGAACAUGAAAGGCAAGAGGCCGAGAAGCACGCUAAACAACAGCAGGCCGAGGUGGCGGCUGGAAAAGAUGGAAAAGCGGCAGAUUCGACGAAGGACGUCGGGAAAUCAGUUCAGUCUAUAGUUCAGAGGAGAGGAUUCACGAAGCUAUUGGAAACCGAUAAAAAGGAUGACUCUAACAAGGACGCUGCGACAACAGCGGGAGACGCUAAGCCAAAGGUGAAAGGGACAGCUGGCGCCGUGGCGGCCCGCUUGGAACGCUUUAAAAAAAUCACACCUGACGCAAAUAAAGCAGCUGGUGACAAACAGGAAAACGCGACACCUACCGCGGCAACAGGUAAACAAAACGAUGUCAAAGAUUCAGAGAAAUCACAUGGAGAUUCAGAAGCAGACGACAAAGACGACGGUGAUACAUCUCCGGGUGAGAGUCCAAAGUCCUUCCGGGACAAGUUAAAACUGUUUCGUGGUAUUAAUAACGCGCGGACAGGUGAGAGCAGCGUCAUGCCAGCAGGAAGUAAAGGAUCCGCAGCCACAGGUGUACCAGCAGGUCCCGGUCAAUUAAUAACUGCGGUCAAAGCAAGCGUUCCAGGAGGUGCUGGAAAAAGUAAACUAGACGCAAAGGGUAAACCUAUUUCUGAAACGGAGAGGAAAUCUGAGCUGAAGGCACAUACCAGUGGAUUCACUAAAGAUAAAUCCUCUGAUUCUCCGUCGAAACCACCGCUAUCGUCUGCCACUGCUGCGGGUAGGGCAGGUGUCGCAAACACAACAUGGCCGUCUCUCGCGCAAAGUGAGGACCGGUCGCCUGGUUCCUCCAGCCUCAAGGAAGGAGGGACGCCUUCUCCCGGGAUAGGAAAGAAAAGUCCCGUGGAAGAAGGUGCUUCGAAGGGACUAAUUAAGGGAGAUAGGUUUCCGGGAGAACUCCCCAGGGGAGGCAAAGUCGAGCGCGUUCCGUCCUUCGGUUUACGUAAAUCUUCAAAGGAGAAGACCACACCUGAAACGAAAGCCGUUAACGGCCAGGGUAUCUCUAACGGUGCCAAGAAAGCGCCAGAUACUAAAUCAUCGACAACAACAACAACUGAGAAGGAUAAAAACGGCAAGAAAUUAACCGGUAGCAGUGGUACGAAAACACCCGAGUCUCCCAAGGACACGCUAUCAGUGAAACCGUUUGGGCAGCAGUUGCUACGGAAAUCUCCCGACAGGUCUUUGGAAUCGCCUGUGAAGGGUCGCCCUGCAGCUAAAACGACAGGUCAAGAUAAACUGGGCAAGAAAUCGCCAUCGUCACCAAAAACUGUCCUCGAAAAUCAAAAGCAAAUUACUAAAACAGAACGGAUAUCAACCGAAAAGGUACAUCAUGAAACAAAGGCGGCGGCGUCUCAAACAGAUCCCCCGCCACCAUCCGACGCUCUUAAGAAGUUGGAGGAAGAAAACAAGACGCUGAAGAAAGACGUUGAAAAGUUUAAGUCUCAAUUAAAAAUAACAGAAGAUUCAAAGAAAAAGAUUGAAAAGGAGCGCCAAGUUGCCGACACACAAGCACGAGAAGAGUCUACAAAACAAAAGAAGCUCGUAGAAGACUUACAAAAUCAGAUCAAACAAGCUGAGGAUUCAAAGAAAAAAGCGGAGAAAGAACAUCUUGUCACCGUUGGCGAAUUGGAGGAGGAAACAAAGCGACUUAAAAAGGAAGGAGAGGAACAUCAACGUAAAUUGACGGCCGCUGAAGAAGACAAGAAAAAAACAGAGAAGGAAAAGGAAAAACUUUGCGAGUCGUCCCGUGUUUUACAAGAUGACAAGCGGAAACUCCAAAAGGAAGUAGACGAGCUACACAUUCAGCUAAAAUCCGCAGAAAUUCAGCUAAAAACAUCGGAAAAUUCACAGAAAAAGUUACAGGCCGAGAAGGAAUCACUCGAAGUGAAAAAACUUAAGAACGAAAUAUCUGCUCUUACAUCGCAACUUAAAACUGCCACAGAUGAGGCAAAGAACCGCGCAGAAAAAGAAAAAGAAAGAAUUGAUAAAUCUCUGAAAGAAGCACAAGAAGAAAAUAAGAAACACAAUCAAGAGGUAAUAAAACUAAAACAGCAGCUUAAAGCUGCAACAGAUUCUACGAAAAAAGUAGAAGAAGAGCGGUCUAGCGAAAAAGCUAAACACACUAAACAAAUUGCUGAAUUUCAAAAGGAAAUAGACUCCCUUAACGGUCGUAUAAAAGCUGCCGAAGAGCUCAGUUCAAAUCUGGAAAGGAGUAACAAGGAGCUGACAGAAAAACUACAGGAAUUGGAAACGAAGUACAGCGAAAUGGCGGCCAAGAAUACGGGCAGUGAUGGCGACACAGAGGUCAGUAAACUCAGAGAGGAGAACGCCAUAUUGAAGGAGGAAAUGGAGGAGAUGAAAAUGGAAAUGGACGAGAUUCACGACCAGUUCCGCGAGGAGGAAUCCGUCGAAUUACAGGAGUUACAACGUGAACUCGAAAUUGCCGCCAAAAAUUGCCGCAUCCUGCAGUUCAAGCUGCGAAAGUCGGAGCGUAAGAAUGACCAGAUUGAGGCUGAUAAACAGAUGUACGAGGAGCGUAUACGUUCGUUAGAGAGUCAGUAUCAGAGUGCGGAGGAUUUACAACACAUCCGGGAACUUGAGGAGGAGUUGAACUGUGCGAAGGAAGUUUCAAUUCGCCUUAACGAGGAACUUGAGCUGGUUGAGGAGAGACGAACGAGAUAUGAGGAAGAGAACGAGAAAUACCGAGAGCAGAUACGAGAAUACGCCAACAGGUUGUUGCUGUCAGAAAAAGAAACCAAACGACUAACGCAAGAGCUGGCUGCGUACAAAUCCCCAGGGGAUGCUGCCAUGGGGUCUAAAAGACAAUCCCCUGAGGGUGAAGACCACGCCCUACCUCCUCCAGAACCCAAACGGCGGGUCCUCACACGGAGUAUAAGUGAACAAAGCACAAGCAUGGAGGACCGCGAAGUCUCGCACCUCAGGCGAGAUCUCGAGGAUGUAAUUGAGCGCGAGAGUGACCUUCGCGAGCAACUUCGUUUUACGGAAGAGGAGGUCAAAGUUUUGCGUAAAAAGCUUCAAGAGACUGAGGUUGAAAACGAGACUUUGUCCAUGCAGCUAAAAAAGAUGUCCCCAAGCGGCUCUAGGGGAGCCAAGGGGACGAAGAAGCGACAGGGUUCUCUGGAAGAGGUUCUGCCACCAACAUUGCCGGAUAUUGCCGAGGUGGUGACGCCGUCCGACUCCGAGUCGGAACCUGACUUUCACCUGCAAAUGGAAGUGGCGGAGCAGGAGGCCAAAAUACUAAGGAAAAAACUCCAAGAUGUGCAGCAAGAGAACGAGAACCUUUUCGCGGAGGUGAAAUUCCUUCAGGAGAGGCUCGCUGCAGAGGGAAAGGUCGACCUAUCGAAGUACGGCUCUGAUAUAGAGCUGCAACUUAUGUUAGACGAGAUUGACAGCUUGAAGUGGCAGCUUGUGGAACGCGACCGCGAGAUCCUCGAGCUGAAAACCAAGGUCAAGGCUGGUUCGCUGCAAGAGGCAGGUCGGAAGCAGCUUAUUAAACGCAGCAGAUCAUUAGACAGCGAUUUCCAAAUUGACGUAAAACGGCAGCUUGAGGCAACGCAGUCAGAGGCAACAUUCUUAAAAGAGCGUUUAGAACAUUUAGAACAGGAAAAUGAUAACUUACAUAAAGUGAACCGGACGCUGCAGCUGGCGGCCUUAAGGAAAAGUGUGCCUGCCAUCAAGCCAGAAGACGCAGCUUUUCAAAAUAUCGAACUUAAGGAGUCAAAUCGAAUACUGGAAAAAGAAAACAACGAGUUAAAACAAAAGUUAAGAGAAUUGGAUUUUAGAACUCAGGAUUUAACGAGGGAAGUGAACAGGCGGGAAUUUCAACGUGGUAGUGACAUGCAACGAUCACGUGAACUGGAAGAUCAGUUGGGGGAGGCGGGCGAGGAAUCCAUCGUGCUCAGACGGAAACUGGCGGAGUUGACCGAAGAAAAGAGCACACUUCUCCGGGAACUAAAUGAGUUGAAGGAAGGUGGUUCUCGCGACCAAAAGACGCGGAGACCGUCAACUCCCGAGGUGGGAAAAGGAAAGGAAUUAGUGACCAGUGACAUUUUGAAUAAAAUCGCUGAGCUUCAGGAAGAAACCGAGGAUUUGCAGAUCAUUAUUAAGGCCAAAGACGCCACCAACGAGCAGCUCGAGAGGGAGAUAGAGGGACUGAAGGAGGAAAUGGGCAACCUAAAGCGAACAUUCCGGCACACGGAGGGCGAGCUGCUCAACGAGUUGGACCAGAUGAAACAAAAGAACGAAAUCAUGCAGAACCUGCUGGACCUGGUCGAGGAGAGAGCGGACUGCUUACAGGAUGAGAUAGACGGGUAUGGCAGCGAGUCCGGUUCUUCUGAACGGUCAACUCCUAGCGAGAGAAGCGCCAUCAGCGUGAUCAGUGACGUCAGCCUCGGGAGUGAUGACGUGUUUGCAGUGACGUCAGGAGCACAGACACCAGGCAGCACCAAAGUCAUACAGAAAGACUGGGAUAGAGCCUUUAAAAAGCGCGUGGAGUCAUUGGAGCGUCUGUUAGCCGAGGAAAGACAGAAAUCGUCCACUCUUGGCAAAAAGGUGGACAUAAUGACCAGCGACCUAAAAGUCCAGUCUGGGGUGAGAGACCAAGCAUUCGUACACGAUAAGCAGAAGGAAGAGUUACAGCAAGAGCUCCAGCAAUGCCAACAGAAACUUUUCCGUGCCACCAACCGAGCAACAGAUCUUGAAAACACACUACAGCGGGUGCAGGCAGCCAACGAACUGAUGCAGCGAGAUAUUGACGAGCUCCGUGAUGGCCGUGGGAGCGGGAGCGCCAUCUGGCGCCGUGAGAAAGAAGAGAUGCAGAGAAAACUCCAGGAAUUUAUGAAGAAAACAGAAGAACUCCACCAGCAACUCCAGCGCCAAGAAGCACGGUGGUCCAGUGGACAGAACGAUUCGAGGUCUACCAUCGAAAACGAGAUCAAGACUUUGAGAGACAAGUGCGCAGACUACAGGGCAGAGGCCAAGGAGGCUAAACAACAGGCACAAAAGAUUCAGAGCAUGAUCAAGGAGAAGGACGAGCAGUUUGCGCAUGACCGUUUCAAAUUAGAAGAGGAGAUACAGAACCUGUCCCAGACGCUGAACGAGACGCAGGCCACCAUGAAGGGCAAGGAGGACCUUCUGAAAGAAUUCCAGAGGAUCCUGAAAGAAAAAGACACUGAAAUUGAAGAGCUUGAAAAGGAUUACUUUAACGUUGACGACGAAUUACAAAAACAAGAAGGCAAUCUUAAGGAAAAAGAAGCAGAGAUAAAACAAUUGCACGAAGAAAUAAAAACUAUGAAAAAUCAAAUUUCUGAUAAGGAUGAUAAUUUGAAUCGAUUAAAUGAAUCAAUAAGGACGCGAGACGAACGUCUUAAAGAAAAAGAUGAGAUCAUUCGAAAAAUAAAUGGACAAUCUGGUUUUGAAAUUACGAGAGCCAGACGAGAGCUAACCGAAAAACUAUUACAGAAGGAUUCAGAAUUUCAGAAACUAAGCCAAGAGUUUGGAAAAAUGAAGGUUAAGCUGGACGGUUUAUCUAAACAGGAAAGUGAAUGGCGGAAAGAACAAGAGGGUUUUAAAGAACAAAUAGCGAAACUGGAGGAAAAUUUAAGGAAAAAAGAACAAGAAUCGAAAGACAAAUCUUAUAAGGAAAAGAGUGCCUGGGAAGCAGCCAAAAAAGAUCUGGAAAAAUGCGUAGCCAAGGAGAAAAAUAAACGAGAGGAAACAGAGAAAAGGAUAGACGACAUUUUGAGAGAGUGCGUGCGGCUAAAUGAAGUCGCCAGACUGCUAGAAAUGGACCACAGAGACUCCCAGGGUAUGACGGCAUCACGGACCAGCCUGGCCGGGAGUGACACCAGCGCCACCAGUGAGGCAAAGUGGGACAGAGAUAAAGAAGAUAUACGGAAAUUACUGGACGGGCGAAUGGUUCGUAUGUUAAAGGAGGCAUUUAGCCAGAUUUCCAGACUAACUGGUACCAUUGCAGCGUCCAGUGACAGAAAGCAACCAGGACUUAGACGGUCUCUGUCCAGCAUUGAACUAGAAGUCACUCCCAGUGCGCCUGCGCGAAUAUCCGCUCCUCCGCUGAUGUCUGCGUCAUUCACAGAGGGUAGCGCCACCGCUCCCCUGGGUCCUGUGCUACUACCCCCACCCUCACACAAACCCUCCCACAACUCAGGGUCAAUGAGUGCAUCCACGUCACGUGACACUACCCCUGAGAGGCAGGGUCUCCAGCGGUUCAAGAAGUUCACCAACUAUCCGAUGCCCACGCCAGGGUUCAUGAUCUCCCCCUAUGGCCGGUCCAAACGGACGCCUGCUCCGGCCACUGCCCCCACCGAUACACGACCAUUUCAAUUCCAGCCAUCGCCUACUAAAAAGAGACCCCCAUUACAAAAGAGUUUAUCUGCAGACACUCCCGGCGAGGAUGUUCUCUUCACGGCUUCUCCUGGAUAUGUGCCGCUAGCAGCGCCCUCACGGGAGCAGUUAAUGAGCACAUCGCCAACUAGGAGCAGUGGCGAUAAACAGUCUCCAAAGUCUGCCAGGCAGCAUUUCUUCGAUACUUACUCUUCUUCUUCAAUAUAUUCGUCCUUGCCCGCUAGAGGGCGACACGCACAAAAAGGCGCUAGCAAGCCUAGCGUUUUAGAGACAGAUUUUCCGGUGACUGAAUCACAAACAAAGACCACCAAACCAACGACGACGAGGUCCGGGUCCACGGAAUCUCUUCCGGCAGUUCCAACAUACAGUACCGACCCACUGGAGACGCCAGAGAGCGCUCCACAUAAGAAACACCACUCGCCAUUCCGAUUUCUUAGCGGCAAAGACAGACGUGGUCUCUUUAAGAGAGCGGGGAGUCUAGAAUCCGCCGUCAAAAACACUUUAGCAAAGAUCGGCAUCAACGUGUCGUCGCCAGCGGCCCCAUCCAACACCGAUCCUAAAAAAAUUAGCAGCUUUUCUCAAAAGGUGAAGCGAAAACUAAAGCGAAGUUCAUCGGCUGACUCUGCAGAUAAUGUGGCAGCCAAUGGAGGGUUAGCACCUCUGACGUCAUAUGGCAGUGACGUCAUAGGCCACGACAGUGACUACAGUCUGAACAGCCAUUUGUCGCAGUACGCCAGUGGAGCCAGUAUAGCUACUUUUGGAUCCUUGCCGGAAUCUGGUCGGCCACCGUCAUUGACGCCAUUGUUUGCGCGGCCUCCGUGCCCCAAACGCAGGCGACCGCCCAGGAGAUGGCGCCCGAAGUCAAGACUCGCCCACCCGUCACUCCGCCGUGCUGGAGAACAUCCUGUGAUUCCGAAGGACGAAAAAGAGGCUCACCGCGGGAAAGCUGUGCCCGGCAAAUUGCUCUCAAAAGGACAUAAAUCAGAUGAAAAACAGAAAAGUAAAAUAUCUGAUGAAAAGAGUAAAAAAUCUGACGACAAAACCAUGAAAUCGGAAGAUAAAAGUGUAAAGCCGGAUGAUAAACAGAAAAGUAAAAAGAUUGAUCACAAGGAAACAAAACAAGACGCAAAGCAUUCUAAAAAAGACCAUAAGGAACCUUUAAAGUUGAAUAUAGCCGGUCCCCAUAGCUCAAAAGACACUGCUAAAAGCAGCACGCCUCCGAGUGAAGGAUUGAAAGGCAAAGAAUCAUCAUCAUCAUCUAAAGACACUCCACCAUCAUCUUUAGAAAGAGAGCAGCGGGCUUUGAGUCCCGUAGAAGAAAAGAAACGCAAAUUCCAGUCUCUAUUUGGCGGCGGCAAUAAAGAAGAGAAGAAGACGCCGACGCCGGUGUCUCGUUUUCGCUCCCCCACGCGGACAACGUCGCCAACGUCACCUACGUCCCCUACGGGACGCCCAGCUGGUGGAAAUAUUCUGGACCGUAUUAAAAAGUUUAACGAAACGCCAGUGUGACCACAAUGAGAUGACGUCAAAUAUGACGUCACGUAUACACAACGUUCGAAUAAUAAUAAAUAUGUUACAAUGUUCCUUAAAAUAUACAAGAACAUUGGAAAACAGGACAAUUUUCGUAAAAGAAGUAACGCAAAGGAAUCAACUGUUUUCAGCUGUAUGAAGUCUUAUGGUCACAUUCUUUCUAAUGGAAUUACCUUGUCUAUCUGUGGAACUCUCUUCCUAAAAUAAGAACAGGUGUAUUCAAGUAAUAAUCCAGCGAUAAGUUAUCUGGUCUCGCAGAGGCACGUUUGACAUAUCAUUCAGGGAGAAUCAAUCAAAUGCAAAGAUAUACAAAACAAUGGGAACCAGCAGCACUAGGCAAUAAUUAUGUUCAGCCACAAUAACGCUCAAUGUAACUUACCACUCUGUUGUAUAGAGCUGAACAGUUCUGAAAGCUGCGAAUACAAACUGGAACCGCCUGUACGACUCAUGCACACCAUGUACCAAAUACUGUGUAUAUACAAACUGGAACGGUCUGUACAGCUCAUUCAAUCCACUUGAUAAAUACUGUAUAUGUAUAGUAUGUAUAUACAUACACAUGUGUACACGACCACGAUGUUACAGUAGGUACAUUGUUGUUUUCCUUUUCCAUUUUAAUUUGUUGACUUUUUUGACAAAGACAUUUUCGUCUAAUUAAUUGUUGACGUUCUGUUGUGAGAAAAAACAUUUCCGUUGAAAGGAUUACACUUGUGUUAUCUCUAAAUGUCCCUCUAUCUUGUACAUAGUUAUUCGUUGCUGCAUUCUCGAAGAGAAUGUGCUUUUUCCGCUUUCUUGAUUCCUGUCAAUGAUCGAUUCCGAUUGUCCAUAAGUGUGAUAUACAUAAAUGCUACAUAUGUCAGAUCUCCAAACUCAUAUAACUUACAGAAUUGGAGCUUGUGAUAAUCAGACCUUAUUCUAAAGUAAGUGUAUUUUUAUUUAUUUAUUGAAAACACAGGUGCAUACGCUAAGUGUGUGAGUAAUGUUUUAGGUGUCUCCUUGUUAUUAGAGUUAUAUAUAAAACAUCAGUUUUUAGAAGAUUCCUGGUGGUUUGGAGACUUGGUCAAGACACGCCUGUUAUUUCGUUGCGUGUGGCGUCGUACGCGACGCUAUGCCUCUGUACGUUUUCUCUGUUGUGCUGUCGUGUAUUGAGCACAAUCCUCUCAGUCUCAACUGUAACAAUCCGUGAACCCCCGGCGUGUUCUAGCAGCAGCACUCCAGAUUGUGCUGCGUGUCCCGUGCCACUGGGAGUCUUCUUAUUGAAACCUUUCUACUUUUUAUUUCUUCCCCAAUGUAUUUUCAGCUAACCUGUGUUGAAUGUAACAUUGUUUGUCUUGCGUGUACUGUGAACGCCUUAAUUCUUCAGUCAAAACUGGACUGUGUGCAGUUAAAUUGUAAUUCUGCUAGAGGUCGUAAAUGAGCCACGUGUAUAGUGACAGGGGGACGUCCCAUCAGGGAUGUACUUAUUGCGUUUACAGGGCUAGUGUCAUGGGGAAAAGUCACAUCAUAAUGAAAAAUCAGUUAGAAUCCUUUUUUGAAGUUUAAACAAAUAUUUAUUAUUUUCUGUUUUGCGUUUUGACGAAAUCUUUUGUUUAUCAGUCCGUUUUUUCUGUUUGUUAGUUGUUCUUGCAUGAGUUACGUUAUCCUAAUAAAGUUUCAAAUUUGUUU